Cylas formicarius (sweet potato weevil) is the source of this 2611-nucleotide messenger RNA. RefSeq names its product pyrethroid hydrolase Ces2e-like. The record is from RefSeq and is a predicted model, not a curated record. The annotation marks the transcript as partial. The transcript is spliced from 9 exons. Lineage: Eukaryota; Metazoa; Arthropoda; Insecta; Coleoptera; Brentidae.
CAAUCGAAACGAAGUUGGAUCUCGCAGGACUGCCUGGUCACAGGUUGCCUUGUGUGGCAGUGCACCGUCUUGUUGGAAAAACAUUUAUUGCAGAGCCGCCACUGCAAGCGUUCUGAUCUGUUGGUCGAUCUUCCGGAUGGCACAGUUCAGGGCGUAGAAACCGUAACCGAAAAAUACACAUACUAUUCUUACCGAGGUAUUCCAUUUGCGAAGCCUCCGCUAGGAAAUUUGAGGUUCCAGGCUCCAGUGCCGAACGAACCAUGGGCCGGAAUUCUAGAUGCUACGGAAUACAAAAGUUGUUGCCUAUCGAUGACUUUUUCUGUAGAUGAACCCCAACAAAGUGAGGACUGCCUCUACGUCAAUGUUUACACGCCUCCACGAAAUAUAACAGAGAAACUGCCGGUAAUGCUGUCGAUAUAUGGUGGAGCGUUUGGAACCGGAUGUGCCGCAGCUACUGUCUCAGACCCCCACCCUCUUGUGGCAGAAGACGUCAUUGUGGUUUCGUUCAAUUACCGUGUCGGUUUGUACGGUUUCCUGAGUACCAACGACAGCGUGAUUUUAGGCAACGCCGGACUUAAGGACCAACUCUUGGCGAUGAAAUGGACCCAGAAGAACAUUGAAUUUUUCGGCGGCGAUCCAGACAAAGUGACUAUAUUUGGCGCGAGCGCCGGUGGCAUAUCAGUCGGGAUGCAUGUAGCGAACAAGAAAUCGACAGGAUUAUUCAGAGCCGCGAUCUGCCAGAGCGGCUGUGCGCUAACGCGAUUAUCUUCCACGUCUCAACUUGAUCCGAAGAAAGCUGCCUACGACAUUGCCAGAUCUAUCAAUCCCCUGAUCUCGCAGAGCAGCGAGGAGAUCAGGGAUUUCCUGCAGAGUGUACCGGCGGAUGUUUUGACUAACGCUUACAACGCAAAUCCCCAGACAGGACCCAUAAUAGAAGUCGACGAUGAAAAUGCGUAUAUAACGGAGCCUCAAUUCCAUUCGAUCGAAUCUGGAAACUUCAACCAAGUGCCUCUCAUGAUAGGAACAACUGCCGCCGAAUUACUUACGUUUUACGGGCUUCUGUGGGCUGAACUUAUAGCCAUCGCACUUUCUUUUGAUUUGAAUGAGGAGUCGUUGAUACCCUUCAGCCUGAACCCAUUGCCGGGUACCAAUUUGACCAAAGUUGCAGGUUUGAUCAAACAAGCCUACUCUGACAAUGAAUCAUUUGUGUUAAAUUUGGGCCCAUUUAUUGAGUUUGCCAGUGACACCGACUUCGUACGAUCGUCGCUCAAACAUGCCGAACUUCAAUCCAACUACACUCCUGUCUAUUUCUACCAGUUCUCAUAUUCCGGACCAGUGGGUCAAUUUCAUGUGAUUGUUGAUGGUGCCGGAAAAACGGGACACGGAGAAGAUGAGAUGUAUCUCCUCGACGUCCCACUUUUCCAAUUAACCACAGAAGAGGAGUUUCUAACUAGAAGGAGAAUGGCCAGACUAUGGACCAACUUUGCCAAGACGUUGAAUCCAACUCCUGAUGAGACGGACCCGCUUCUUAACGUAACAUGGCCUCAAGUUUCGGGCUCAAAUAUUCCUUACCUGGAUAUAGAUGCCACUCUGCUGGUCAAGCCCGGUAAAAAGGUUAAAGAAAUGGCAAUGUGGAAUGAGGUUUUCUACAAAUAUGGCCAGAAACCCUUCCUAGGUUUCUAAUAACUUUGAAAAAUAUAAGUUUUGGACAGCAAAUUAGAUUUUUAUUUAACUUGCCACGUCUUUUUUCCACUGAAGAUGGAGGGGAGACCGAAGCAAUCCUACUAUACUUUGCUCACUUUGCUACCGCUUGGAAGCAGUAAGUAUAGGGCCCAAGCAGCUCAGUUUCUCAAAAUAUGGGCGGGGUAUAAAAAAAGAAAGUAAAUAAAUCAAAGGUUGGAAACCUUUGCCAGCUAGGACAAAACCCCAACCUACACUAUAAGUUAGUGAUAGUGACUAGUGUCCUUGCUCACUAGCCACCGAACAAACUCACAAAGUUAACAAAGUUCGAACCCAAAUAACCAAAAACCAAAUAAAUAAUUAAUAAAUAAACCGGCACGUCAGUUUAAAUCUCCAUAUAUUGGCUCAAGUACACACUAAGCACAGGAAGCUUGGUUACGAUCGAUCGUUUACAAAUAACUCUUACAAAUGUUUCUAUAAUUGGGUACUUUAUCUUUACCUUAACUGAGCUCUUUAAUUUAUAUUGAUAUUUAAAAAUUGAAAUUGUAUUUAAUAGGAAUAAAAUUAACCGAAACGUAAAUAGAGGCUUAUCUGUGAUCCUCCAGUUACCAGCAACGAACGAGUCGGGCAAGCUCUAAGAUGGCUGUCCUGUAUACUGCCUACGGGUUCACCAGUCAGUGGGAUAGGCACGAAUGCUUAUCACUCUUGGACGAGGAGAUAUGCACUGCAACGUCCUGAACCGAGCUAACUUGAAGACUUGAAGAAUUCUUGGGUUGCAGAAUUCAUAACACGUGCCGUCCACGAUGUAAGGAGGCACCAAAUCCAAUUGAACCGGAACUGGGGAAGCCAGUACCAAAUGGGAAGCCAAAACCAGUCCAACAAUCAAAAACUGGUUCCAAAAGGAAAACCAAAUCCAAAACCAAAAUCAAAA